Rotaria sordida is the source of this 720-nucleotide messenger RNA. The record is from the annotation of a GenBank genome assembly. NCBI's taxonomy places the organism in Eukaryota, Metazoa, Rotifera, Eurotatoria, Philodinida, Philodinidae.
AUGAAUAAAAUCGCAUAUUCAUAUGUGGAUGAACAUCUAAUUUCUCCAUCAUUAAUCUGUCCUAUAUGCCUCGACAUCCUUGAAGAUCCUCAUACACAUACACCUUGUGAUAGCGCAUUUUGUCGUUCAUGUAUAUUACAAUUAGCUGAACCAUUAUGUCCAAUUUGUCGAUGGACAUGGGAUGAUGCAAUUCCUCUUCAAUAUAAUAUUUAUUUACCCAAAGCUAAUCGACUAAUACGAAAUAUGCUUGAUGAUUUACUUGUACAAUGUAUUUAUUGUCAUACGAUUCGUCGUCGAGGACAAUUUGAACAUGAAUGUCAGCCAAUUGAAGAACGAUUAGUUAGAGAACAUAUUCAAAUUAUACCAAGAAAAAAAUUAGUACAGUAUCAAAUGAUUUUAAGUAUUUUAGGAAUAGUUUUAUUUCUUUUAUGCAUUUAUUAUUAUCGAAAAUAUGUUUUUGAAAAAGUUAUUGAUCGUCGUAGUGAAAUAAUCAAAGAUAUUGGUUACAAUAUUGAUUAUUUUUUAUUAGAAACAAUAUAUUGUUUAAUAAGAAAAAUAGUAGAAUAUUCAAUGACAGUAUUUAUAAUUAAUAUCGGUUUUUGGUUUAGUAUAAUAUGUUUUGGAGAUCGUAUUAUAUCAAAAAGAAAUAAUAGAAUGUUAAAAAAUCUUCUUGAAAUAUCAAUUAUUGUUAAUCUGAUUAUUUAUUCGAUUUCUAAUUAG